CUUUUUUAUUUUAAUACCAUACGAAAAUAAAAUGUCUCAAAAAAACAAUAAUGAAGAAUUUGAAUUUAAUCAUCGUUCAAAACGAACUCGUUAUAUUAAUAUUACGGAUGAAGAGGAAGAGCCUGAAGAAAUACUUGAUAAUGAGGAAAUCGAAUUAGAAAACCAUCAAGAAGGAGGGUCUCAGCUUGAAAAUAAAGAUGAUACUUCAAGUGCCUUAAGUACAUUAGACGAAAAGGAUGAAAAAGGAAGCAUAGUAUGGAAACAUUUUGACAGAUUUGUAGAUAAUAAAGGUACUUCAUGGGCAAAAUGUCGAUAUUGUGGAUUAAUCCUUCUAUUGCGCAACAAGCAGAAAUUAUAAAGAAUUUUUUACAGUCUGCCAAUAAUGUAAAAAUUAAAUUUUCUAAUGAACUUUUUCGUGCAAAGCUUGUCGAAUGGAUUGCUACAGAUGAUCAGCCAUUUACAGUUGUUGAAU
Molecule: messenger RNA, 472 nt
Organism: Rhizophagus irregularis DAOM 181602=DAOM 197198
Lineage: Eukaryota; Fungi; Glomeromycota; Glomeromycetes; Glomerales; Glomeraceae
Source: RefSeq, a predicted model, not a curated record